AUGAAAGUGUUAGCAAUAACACUAUGGGUUCUCUUGUUUUUUAUUUUGACAAAUACCAAGUUUGUUGUUUGUGUAGGGAUUUGCAGAGACAAUGAGCAACGAGUGUUGGAGAUCUUGAAGAAAGAAGUAUAUGAUCCCUUGAAUCGUCUAUCUUCUUGGGUAGUCGGAAUUGAUUGUUGUCAAUGGGAAGGGAUCGUGUGCAGCAAUCUCACUCAUCAUGUGAUUGAACUAAGCAUUCCUGGUGUUUGGUUUGAGUCGAGAUAUCUAAGGAUCAAUAACCUAGAGUGGUUGACAAGUCUUUCGAGUCUUGAGAACCUAGAAAUGGAAAGUGUUGAUCUUAGCAAAGCUAAUGAAUGGCUACAGGUUAUUAACAUGCUUCCUUCUCUUGUUGAUCUUCGUUUAUACAACUGUAGUCUUCAUCAUAUAACACCUCUACUUGAUCAUCACAAUUUUUCUUCACUCAAAUCUCUCGAUCUUUCUUGGAAUGGAAACUUUAGUCGUUCUUCUAUUCCGAAAUGGGUUUUCAACCUCCCAAAUCUCGUUUCUUUUGACCUGAGUUAUUGUUCUUUUACUGGCCCGUUACCUGACGGUCCAGUUAACUUGACUCCUCUCACAACCUUCAAGGCUUCUAGAAACUCUUUCAACUGUCGUUUACCUAAAUGGUUGUGUGAUUUGAAUAAUCUUGAACUUCUUGAGCUCUCUGCUAGUGGCAUUGAAGGUGCGAUACAGAGUAAGAGCGGAAACAUAACAAAUCUUAAAUAUCUCUAUCUUUCUUACAAUAACCUCAACUCCACUAUACCAAAUUGGCUCUAUGGAUGCAAAGAUCUAGAAUCACUUUUCCUUGGAGAAAAUCGUCUUGAGGGAACAGUUUCAAGUCUGAUUUCAAAUUUGAGCUCAAUAAUUAAUAUUGACCUUUCUAGUAAUAUGCUUUCCGGAAAGUUACCAAAUGUAAUUGGGAAAGUUAGGGAAAUUAGGAUCGACAAUAAUAAACUCACAGGAGCUGUUCCGGAAAGUGUUGGCCAACUUUCAAUGCUAGAAGUCUUUUCCAUCUCUAACAAUAGGUUGGAAGGCAUUGUAACGGAAAGUCAUUUCUCUAAAUUAACACAUUUACGGUACUUUUAUGCAUCUAUAAAUAAUCUGACUUUAAAAGUGAGUCGGAAUUGGAUUCCACCUUUUCAAGCCACAGAAAUUCAAAUAGGCGGCUGGAAUAUAGGCCCUUCGUUUCCCAUGUGGCUCCGAACUCAAAAGCGGAUAAUGAAUGUUGACAUAUCAGAUUGUGGAAUACAAGGUGAGGUUCCAACUUGGUUCUGGAACUUGUUUUCUCAAAUUCGAUUACUCAAUCUUUCUCAUAACCACUUUGUUGGUGAGGUUCCAUUCAUCUCGACAGAUCAUGAGCAGAGUGGUUUUCCGUCAUUAAUAUACUUGUCUUCCAACAAUUUUAGUGGACCAAUACCAUUGAUUUAUCAGAAGAAAUUCCUGAUUGUUGGAUGA
Messenger RNA from Solanum verrucosum, 1491 nucleotides. Its product is annotated as receptor-like protein EIX1. Gene Ontology annotation, molecular function: protein binding. The record is from RefSeq and is a predicted model, not a curated record. The transcript has 2 exons. Lineage: Eukaryota; Viridiplantae; Streptophyta; Magnoliopsida; Solanales; Solanaceae. Bases 1 to 1491 code for a protein of 496 amino acids.